Molecule: messenger RNA, 788 nt
Organism: Caenorhabditis elegans
Lineage: Eukaryota; Metazoa; Nematoda; Chromadorea; Rhabditida; Rhabditidae
Gene: EEED8.13
Product: FBA_2 domain-containing protein
Exons: 3
Coding region: 213-695 (160 amino acids)
Source: RefSeq, marked reviewed
UUCGCGAUGAAAAUGAAGUGCUUCGCUCACUGCUCGUCAAAAGUACACUUGUCCCGAUUGUACUUCGAUGAAAAGUUUGAUGGAAAAAAUUGCGGAAAUGGAGAAAAAGUUGGAUGCCGAGACCAAGCAGAACGCGUUGUAUCGAAAUCAAUUGACUGAAUAGAUUAACAAAAACACGGCUGCUAUUGGAUCAGUACGAGUGGAGUUGAAAAAUGAUCAAUCUUCGGUGGCCACUCAACUGGCUGAAACUUCAAAGCUCUCAUGGACAAAGGCUCAAUUCUCAACUUAACCUGAUCCACUCUCGAAAAUGGAUCGAUUUCGAUGAGCAGAUUGUUGGAACUUGGAAACUGGCUUCUUCGGAAAAUUGUCCGAAUUUCAUCGAAUGGUUUGGCAUUGAAAAGAAGAAGAGCAAUUAUGGAUAUUAUAACGACUUGACUCAGGCUAAACUCAAUGAGAAUCUUGUUUUCAAGAUGAAUUACAAUAAUAUCGUUGGCAUCCCGAAAUUAUUCCCACACAUGUCUGAGAAAACAGUCAGGGAAAACCGGCAUAUCAAGACGACAGACGACCGUUCCCUGAAACUCACAAUUGAUCGAUACAUUGAUAUGGGCAAGCUUAAUGUUACCAUGGAGUUGAAAGUGAACGAGGGUAAACAUGUUUGCACCUGCAAGCUCGUCUACGACAGAGUUUACUACUAAAUGAUUGUUCUUUUCUUUUUUGUUACUUCUUUACUGUUGUUUAUUGUUUUGUUGAUCAAAUUGUUGAAUGUUGAAUAAAGUCUUUUUAAGACA